CAGAAGGGAAAUAACUCCCAAAAAAAUAGAAUCCAGAAAAAAACACUCUCGUAAUAAAUUACACAUUUUGCAGAAAACAAACAUUUGAACGAUGUCAAAAUCCCAUUUCCAUGGUGAUGAUGAUGGACAUCCAUCAGAGGAGAAGCCAGCUUUUCUUUCUUUUCUGACUGGAAAGUGGAUGGAUAUUCCAGAAGCUAAUAGAUAUGGAAAGUGUCGACCUGUCCAAGAGUUCCAGAAAGAAACAAGGAUAGGGGAGGGCACUUAUGGAGUUGUUUAUAAAGCCAAGGACACAAGGAAUGGAACAACUGUAGCUUUGAAGAGAGUGAAACUGCAUCAUGAAAAAAGUGGUAUACCAAUCAGUUCAUUACGGGAGAUCAAUAUAUUGCUGAACUUGCGACAUGACAACAUCGUACAGUUAAAGGAGAUCGUGGUUGGUAAAAGUUUGGACAGGAUCUUCCUUGUGAUGGAAUAUUGUGAACAGGACCUGGCUUCAUUGAUAGAUAACAUGCCAUCACCAUUCUCUGAGGCCCAGGUAAAAUGUAUCAUGCAGCAGUUGUUCCGAGGAAUACGGUUUUUACAUGAGAAUUUCAUUGUUCACAGAGAUUUAAAAGUUUCAAAUUUACUCAUGACAGAUAAAGGCUCUUUGAAAAUUGCUGAUUUUGGUUUAGCAAGGAAGUAUGAGUUACCUAAUAAGGCAAUGACUCCAAUUGUUGUAACAUUGUGGUAUAGAGCACCAGAAUUGUUGCUAGGUACCAAAACACACACAACAGGCAUAGACAUGUGGUCAGCAGGUUGUAUACUGGGUGAGUUGUUAGCUCACAAACCGUUAUUACCGGGUAACUCAGAAAUACAUCAGAUAGACCUGAUUGUGGAAAUGUUCGGGACACCAAAUGACACUAUAUGGCCGGGAUUCUCAGAUCUCCCAGCAUUGAAACAGUUCACUCUUAAAAAACAACCAUACAACAAUCUUCGGCACAAGUUUUCCUGGUUGUCAGAUGCUGGUAUCCGGCUUCUAAACUUUCUGUUUAUGUAUGAUCCAAACAAGAGGGCCACCGCUGAGGACUGCUUAGAUAGCUCAUAUUUCAAAGAGCAGCCAUUACCUUGUGAUCCUGAGCUCAUGCCAUCAUUCCCUCAGCAUAGAUUGACACGACAGAAGAGGGGCUCUCCACCAAAAGAAGAAGGAAAGGGCAAAACUUCUUCAGGACCAUAUCAAGACUUCAGUAACUUUGAACCAACUUCUGCGAAGAAGCAGAGGCUGACUUGAUGCCAGAAAGGAUUUUGGACAGAACUUAAAAUCACACAGAAUGAAAAAGUAUAGACCAGUUGAGAUAUUACAGGAGAAUAAAGAGUGAUUUCCCAGUUUGCAGUCGGCAUUUGUGUAUCAGCAGAUGUGGAAGAAUUCUGCAAACACUGUUGAUUUAAUGCUGUGAUAGAUGCUUAACUUAUGAUGAUUUCAGAUGGACUCAUUGUUGCAAUUUGGAUGUCAUCUGCUCCAAAACAACUUCUGUCAUUGUUUUAACUACACAGAAAAUUAACAGAUGUAUCAACCGUGACAUAAAAAAAGGAUCAUAUAGUAUUGCAAUUAUGGGAAUUUUAAUUGAAACCUUUUCAGAAUAUACAAACAUGUCUGUUAUUUAAUGCAAUGCAGUGGAUGCUUGCUGGACAAGGCCGCUGCAACUAAACAGUUAAAAUAAACUUGGGCUGGUCUUUGAAAUUUCCUUAGUACAGAAGUUUGGUUUAUAUUUGUUCUUGGUGUACAAUAGGGAACUUUAUUAGUAAUGAAAAAUAAACUUGGCAGUAUAUGCAGAGAUGCAAUUUUCUAGGCCAUUUAAGUAAUUAUGUAAGUUGUGUACUGGCUAGGAAUUCUAAGUUGGCAGGACCAGUUUACAGACAUGUGUAAUAACUACUUCAUUUUGACAUUAUUUAUUCAGUCAUUUGAUUUGGUUUAUUGGAAAAUUUGUUUUUCAUGUCUUAGGGGAGACAUUGAAGUUUUGACAAGUUA
Messenger RNA from Mercenaria mercenaria, 2002 nucleotides. RefSeq names its product cyclin-dependent kinase 10-like. Gene Ontology annotation, cellular component: nucleus. The transcript is spliced from 14 exons. The coding region runs from base 92 to 1264 and encodes 390 amino acids. NCBI's taxonomy places the organism in Eukaryota, Metazoa, Mollusca, Bivalvia, Venerida, Veneridae. Gene Ontology annotation, molecular function: cyclin-dependent protein serine/threonine kinase activity; ATP binding. Gene Ontology annotation, biological process: protein phosphorylation; regulation of mitotic cell cycle. The record is from RefSeq and is a predicted model, not a curated record.